Molecule: messenger RNA, 1545 nt
Organism: Aphidius gifuensis
Lineage: Eukaryota; Metazoa; Arthropoda; Insecta; Hymenoptera; Braconidae
Gene: Cyt-b5-r
Product: cytochrome b5-related protein-like
Exons: 5
Coding region: 70-1344 (424 amino acids)
Biological process (GO): lipid metabolic process
Cellular component (GO): mitochondrion
Molecular function (GO): heme binding
Source: RefSeq, a predicted model, not a curated record
UAUUAUUAUUUUAAUUUCAGCUGUCAGUAGACUCGUUUGAUAGCUCUCGUUUUUAAAAUUUAUAUUAAAAUGAAUGAAUUAAAAAGUUCAAUACCAGGUUUAGUGUAUUUACCAACACGUGAAUAUUCAAAAUCAUCUGAUGGUUUUUUGGAAGGACGUAAACAAGUUGAUGGUGCUGAAAAUUUAUGGAGAAUAAAUAAUCGUCUUUAUAAUUUAGAUGAAUUUAUAAAUAAUCAUCCCGGUGGUGCUCAGUGGAUUUCACUCACCAAGGGUACAGAUAUCACUGAAUUAUUUGAGACACAUCAUCUUUCAAAUAAAGCUGAAAAUAUGCUGCCGAAAUUUUAUGUACGUGAUGCAAAAACACCACGAUCAAUUCCCAUGACAUUUAAUGAAAAUGGAUUUUAUAAAACAUUUAAAAAACGAUCAUAUGAAGCACUUAAAAAUAUUAAUUAUCAUUAUCCAUCAUUUAAAACAAAUUUAAUAGCUGAUACUGUUAUGAUUAUGACAAUUUUAUUUUGCCUUGUAUCAGCAGCAACUCAGUCAAUGAUAACUUCAACAAUUGCAGGUGUAUUAAUGACAUGGACAACAAUAAUUGGUCAUAAUUAUCUUCACAUGCGAGAUAAUUAUCGUAUGUAUUAUUUGGAUAUAAGUUUAAUGUCAUCACGUGAUUGGCGUAUCACACAUGUAAUGAGUCAUCAUAUGUAUCCAAAUACAAUUUGGGAUAUUGAAAUGUAUGGAUAUGAGCCACUUUUUCAAUAUCUGCCAAGAAAAAAAUCUAUCAUAAGAUACUUGGGAAUUUUUUAUUCACCAAUUUUUUGGUUUUUGAGUUUUUAUUUAGUUGGAAUAAAAAGAUACAUUUCAGUAUUUUUUGUAAAUAAAAAAAUUGAAUUUGGAGACUUGGUGCCAUUUAUUAUUCCAAUAAUAAUGUGCUUUUAUUCACAAAAUAUUCAAACAGCAUUUAAAAUUUGGAUUACCAUUAUUGGUAUUAGUAGUUUUGUAUUUAUGUUUAUUGGUUUUAAUGCUGCUCAUCAUCAUCCGAAAAUAUUUCAUGAUGGUGAUAUUUGCAGGGAUGAUUUGGACUGGGGUCUACUAGAAUUAGAUGCUGUACGUGAUAGAAAUGUAAUUGAUGAUUAUUAUUUUUUGGUUGUGACAAAUUUUGGAUCACAUGGGUUACAUCAUUUACUACCAACAAUUGAUCAUGCAUAUUUACCACUUUGUUUACCAGCAUUACAAAAAACAUGUGAAGAAUUUAAUAUAAAUAAUGAUAAAUUUACACAAAUUGAAUUAAUUAAGGGUCAAUUUGCACAAUUAAGACGUACACAUCCAGAAAAAAAUAUGAGAUAAACAAAUAACUUUGAAUUAAAUUUAAAAUUCAAAUAAUAAUUUAAAAAAAAAAAAAACAAUAUUAAUUUUAUUAAAUAGCAAUAAUAAUAUUAAAUUAAAAAUUUUUACUUGUAAAAGAUUAAAGAAUUUACAAUAUGUGAAAAAUAAUAUUUAAUUUUAUAAAUAAAUAAUAAUAAAUGUAUAAAAAAAAAAAAAAAAAAA